AUGACUUGCUGUCCAUAUCUAUCUAUCUAUCUAUCUAUCUCAGUCUGUUCAUAUCUAUCUAUCUAUCUAUCUAUCUAUCUAUCUAUCUAUCUAUCUAUCUAUCUAUCUAUCUAUCUCAGUCUGUUCAUAUCUAUCUAUCUAUCUAUCUAUCUAUCUAUCUAUCUAUCUAUCUAUCUAUCUAUUACUUCAAACGCUAUUUUAGUGGAUAACCACUUUGUAUACCGAACAGCAGCCUGUCCUGCUAUCAUUCUCAAUACCCCCACUCUCUCUCGUUCUCUCUCUCUCUCUCUCUCUCUCUCUCUCUCUCUCUUUCAUUCUUCAGCGAACUACGACCAUAGGUCUUUGAUAGCGACCCCUACAAAAUACAUCACUGAAGUGACUUACAUCUCCCUUUUCAUUACGAUUCCAUUUCUUCCUGCAAAAAAUUCUCUUCCUUUAUCUAUCUAUCUAUCUAUCUAUCUAUCUAUCUAUCCCAGUCUGUUCAUAUCUAUCUAUCUAUCUAUCUAUCUAUCUAUCUAUCUAUCUAUCUAUCUAUCUAUUACUUCAAACGCUAUUUUAGUGGAUAACCGUUACAGAUUACUUGAAUUUCUAUCUAUCUAUCUAUCUAUCUAUCUAUCUAUCUAUCCCCUCACUGUAUUCUUUGCCGCUUCUCUUUCCUAUUUAAUUCUUCCACGCUUUAUCUUUCUUUCUGUCCCUUUUCUCAUACAUAUUUCAAUGAGUAGUCGAUGA
Messenger RNA from Acanthosepion pharaonis, 729 nucleotides. The record is from the annotation of a GenBank genome assembly. NCBI's taxonomy places the organism in Eukaryota, Metazoa, Mollusca, Cephalopoda, Sepiida, Sepiidae.